Cladophialophora yegresii CBS 114405 is the source of this 525-nucleotide messenger RNA. RefSeq lists its product as uncharacterized. The coding region runs from base 1 to 525 and encodes 174 amino acids. The transcript has a single exon. The record is from RefSeq and is a predicted model, not a curated record. NCBI's taxonomy places the organism in Eukaryota, Fungi, Ascomycota, Eurotiomycetes, Chaetothyriales, Herpotrichiellaceae.
AUGUCCUAUAAAUGCUCGAGGCACAUCCCAUACGACCAGAAAAUUGGCCUGUACGACGACUACCUGUCGGUCGCGAGUCUCGAAACUCUAACGACUCCGAAGGAAGAAGGCAGCACCGCUCCACCGUCAUUUGAGGCUCUACUGACGUUAGGUCUGAUCUUGUUCUCAUCUACGGCGUUCAAUGAAAUGCGAGCCAUACCAGUGAUCUUCCGAGGACCCAUGGACGCGUUGUACGAAUACUUCAUACGUUUGGACCCAGCCACCCACGAGAUAGGUGACGACUCAUGGAACCAGUGCUAUCAGUGGCUGUGGGCUGUCACUGUGGAUGCUUGGCGAGAUGCGUCUCGAGAGCUCAUGCCGCAAGGACGUCACCUACAAAACCAGUUCUACGAGAGAUACGCUUCGAAUUGGGAGACUUCGCAAGAUCUGGUGGACAUGCUGAAGCAAUUCUUCUGGACAGAAGACCUCGUACAAUUCCAAAAAGCAAGCUUUGAGUCCUUCAAAGCUAACUGGGAAGAACGAUAG